Molecule: messenger RNA, 4439 nt
Organism: Syngnathoides biaculeatus (alligator pipefish)
Lineage: Eukaryota; Metazoa; Chordata; Actinopteri; Syngnathiformes; Syngnathidae
Gene: ergic3
Product: ERGIC and golgi 3
Exons: 14
Coding region: 373-1431 (352 amino acids)
Biological process (GO): endoplasmic reticulum to Golgi vesicle-mediated transport; retrograde vesicle-mediated transport, Golgi to endoplasmic reticulum
Cellular component (GO): Golgi membrane; endoplasmic reticulum; endoplasmic reticulum membrane
Source: RefSeq, a predicted model, not a curated record
AAGCUCGGCUAACAACAAGGCUAGCCGGUUAUUCUGUUUAACCUAGCAUGUACAGCAAAUCGUACUUGUUUAGAGUUUACGUGGCAAAAUUCAAAUGAUAUGUAACAUGUUACAGGCCUGUGAUUACAGGCUUUGAAAGGCUCUGACAAAAUAGUGUGAAAGCGGCGGUUGUUUAUAUUUAAAACGCCCUUGUCGUGUUCUCGGCUUUAUUUCAUGUUAUUCUUUAAUUCGAAAGGUACUGUGUAAAAGGUGUACCGCCAAUUAAACCCUUUUUAAAGGUCGUCCUGUGUAAAGAGUACUGAAAUGCCAGCAUGAAAGGGGCGAGUACUUCAAGCCUGCAAAUUCCUGGUGACAGUCAUCAGCGGCAUCAUCAUGUUAAUCCUCUUCAUUUCUGAGCUGCAGUACUAUCUCACAAAAGAGGUGCACCCCGAACUAUACGUCGACACGUCCCGAGGAGACAAGCUGAAGAUCAACGUGGACGUGGUCUUCCCUCACAUGCCCUGCGCCUAUCUCAGCAUCGACGCCAUGGACGUGGCCGGCGAGCAGCAGCUGGACGUGGAGCACAACCUCUUCAAGCGCCGGCUGGACAAAGACAUGCAAGCUGUCACGGAAGAGGCGGAGAAACACGAACUCGGGAAAGCUGAGGACGGACAAGCGUUUGACCCCAGCACGCUCGACCCAAAUCGGUGCGAGAGCUGCUACGGUGCUGAGACUGAUGAACUCAAAUGCUGCAAUACCUGCGACGACGUGCGCGAGGCGUACCGGCGCCGAGGCUGGGCCUUCAAGAGCGCCGACACCAUCGAGCAGUGCAAGCGGGAAGGCUUCACGCAGAAGAUGCAGGAGCAGAAGAAUGAAGGGUGCCAAGUGUACGGGGUUCUGGAGGUCAACAAGGUGGCAGGAAACUUCCACUUUGCGCCGGGAAAAAGUUUCCAGCAGUCGCACGUCCACGUGCACUCUGUGGAAAUUCACGACCUGCAGAGUUUCGGCAUGGACAAUAUCAACAUGACCCAUUCGAUCAAGCACCUGUCGUUUGGGGAGGAUUACCCCGGCAUCGUGAACCCUCUGGAUGGCACGCACGUGACGGCCCCACAAGCAUCAAUGAUGUACCAGUAUUUUGUCAAAAUUGUCCCCACCAUUUACAUGAAUACGGACGGCAAGGUGGUAAAAACCAACCAGUUCUCAGUCACCAAACACGAAAAAGUGGCCAAUGGCUUGAUAGGCGACCAGGGCCUGCCCGGAGUCUUCGUUUUAUACGAGCUCUCGCCGAUGAUGGUUAAAUUUACCGAGAAACACAGAUCCUUCACCCACUUCCUGACCGGAGUGUGCGCCAUCAUCGGGGGCGUCUUCACAGUGGGCGGUCUCAUCGACUCCCUCAUCUACCACUCGGCCCGUGUCAUUCAGAAGAAGAUAGAGCUGGGCAAGGCCUCCUAACGACGGCGCUCCGCCCCCCCGCUGGCGUCCGUGUGCCCCCCCCCCUCCCCUCCGAGAGCACGACACACGGAAGGAGGGACGGACGGACGGACGGACGGGAGGCAGAAGACCGAUCAUCUUUACGUCGUGGACUUCAACAACCCGCCAGGUCCUCCGUCUCCCUUUUUGUUGCUUUCCCGUGAGCGCGACGCUUCCCCCUGCUGACUCAACACCGCCGGCGCGGUCUAAACGAGCACGGGAAGGCCGCUCCGUAUCCCUGGGAAUAGGUUGUCACGGCAACAGCGACAAGGCCCGUGGCUGUGCUCCUUCUUAUACGGAUGUGACCUUUUGCUCCGGUGCCCUUCUUCGUGGUCUCCUGUUUGUCGGGUGUCUUUGGACCUUUUAUAUGUGUACUUUGUGUCUGUCCUUCUUCUUGGUCCCUCGUUUGUGUACUCUUUUUUUUUUUUUUGUUUUUUUUUUUUUUAGCUGACUGGUUUGUGUCCCUUGUUGUUGUCUUUUUUUCUUGAUGCCUGCCUCCACCCCCGCCCCACUUUUGUCCAGGUCUUCUAUUUUUGUCUUUCGCAACCACCUCCAUUUUUUUUUUUUUUAUUAGUGGCCUUGUCUGCAUCCCUAAACUUUUCCCGUCCAUUUUUUUUUAUUUGCAUGCUACUUCUGCAUCAUUUUGUGUUUUUCUGUCCUGCGUCCCCCCCCCCCAUCACUUUAAUAACGAGGUCACAUCAAUAACCGACUUUGUCACCCCGACACGACACGCGCGUGUUGAGAUCACAAAGUUCGAAAUCGUACGUGUGAAUAUUGUUUUGAUGGCCGCAAAAGUAUCAGAUCAACAAGCAUUGAAAAAAAAUAAUGUUUAGUGUGAGUUUUGCGUGAAGGACAAGGCAAGUAAAUGCAUCACGGUUGUUUUUAUUGAUCCGGGCAAAGGGCUUCUUCUCUUCUUUUCGGGUUUCUUUUUCAGGCUUGUCUCUGAUUUUUGUUAUUUUGGAGUCGUCACCUUCAUUCGAAUCAGUCAGACAGUUGUUCCUACGAGGCGUAUUUCUCCUGCCAUAUUUCUAUGAUGGCCCAGUCCGGCAGCGAAGACCUCCGAGAACUUCUCGAGUGUGAAUAAUGCAGUCAGUGGGUGAUCUUUUCCCCCAUUCAAAUCGGGUAGCUCAUAUUUACUGUAUGAGUGUGUGAGGCUAUAAAUGUAUUUAUAUUUUGAUUGUCCUCAAAACUUUUUUUUUUUUUUUUAAUUUUUAAUGACACAAUAAAUGUGAAUGACACCAGCCUUGCUUCAUGCUGCACAUUGACUUUGAUGCAUCGCUGUUAUCCGUACACGUAUUUUUGCCCGAUUUGGGUUGCAGGUGAGCUCGAGUGACGCCUUGACUGGUUGUCUCAUGUGGUCUCAUCCAUCAAAUGUGGGUCUCGAACACAAACAUUUAACUGACCCUGCGGUACACUAAUAUAUCAUUAAUGUAUAUUGUAAUUGGGCGGUACGGCGGAUCAGCUGGAAAGCGCUGGCCUCUCAGUUCUGAGGUCCAAGUUUCGAUCCCAGACCCGCCUGUGUGGACUUUGCAUGUUCUCCCCAUGCCUGCGUGGGUUUUUAUCCGGGCACUCCGGUUUCCUCCCACAUCCCAAAAACACGCAACAUUAAUUGGACACUAAAUUGCCCCUAGGUGUGAUUGUGAGUGCGGCUGUUUGUCUGUCUCUAUGUGCCCUGCGAUUGGCUGGCGACCAGUCCAGGGCGUGCCCCACCUAAUGCUCGUUGACAGCUGGGACUGGCUCCAGCGCUCCCUCGUGAGGAUAAGCGGCUAAGAAAAUGGAUGGAAGGUAUUGUAAUUUAGAAAAUGGAAGGAUUUCAAGUUAAACGCAUUUUUCGUUUCGCACAGUAGUUUUGCAGUGGCGAUUGUCGGCCACGAGGUGGCAGUGUUGUCCUUUCCGCUCCCUGUGGGCAAAACACGCAGGCCGAGUCACUUCCCGUUGCUGUGACGUCAGCACAUUCCUGCGGGAUCCUUUCGUCCAGGAAAUAAUGAUUAAAGCGUGCCAGCGUGUUCUCGGCCCGACUGCGGUCUUCCCUCGUGAUAUCAGUCGGCCAAUCAAAUUGCUCAACGGCGGCGUGCCAAACGUUGACUCAAAUUUGACAAUUAAGCAAGAAACAAUCCGGUUUGGCCAAAAGUAGAACUACGGGAGGAUGCAAUGGAAGGGAGGAAAGCUGGCCGGUGGUGGAAGGAUGACAAUGAUUGAAGGGAAGGAAGUAGAUAUUUGUGUGAUGAGAGGAAACCAGUGAAAGAUGGAGGGCGGAGAAGGAAGGGAGGAAGGGAAGGCCGGGGAAACUAAAGUAGGAAGGGAUAGCGAGAUGUGUGGAAGGGAAGAAUUUUAGGAACGUUAAACGAUAGUAUGACUGGAAAGAAUAAGUUGAAAAGCAAAGGGGAGGGAGGAGAAAAGGACAGGUUGGGGGGAGGGCUGGAAGGAACCAAGGAAGCCCAAAAAAGAAAGAAGCUAGGAAGGAAGGAAACGAGGACGUGAGGAAGCGCUUUUAAUUCACAAUUGUUAAUAUAUGCGCAUAACUAAGGACAAAAACACUUUUGUUUCAAUGCAUUAAAAGUUUAAUUCUGUUCUUUUAGCGGUCAAAAGGAGAAAAAGUGUCUAUAUUAAAUAUGAAGAGUUUGUUUUCAAAACGGGACUAAGCAUUUUUUUUUUUUCAGAUUUACGAAACUCACGCCAAAAUUAUCCAUUCGGAGCUGGAUAAUUUUGGCGCGAGUUUCGUAAAUCUGGAAAAAAAUGCCCAUGUCCCGUUUUGAAAACAAGCUCUUCAUAUCUUUUAAAAUAUUGUCAGACAUGUCGUAAAGACAACUACACGUGAUCGAAGAUUUGACAAGGACAAUGGGGGAAAAAUGUUCAGCAAAAAACUGAAUUUUAGGUGUAAAGUGUUCAGAAACUCGGGAAUCGCUUUAACGGUGCGACUACUUCAAAAUGCGACGCCGUCCUGUGAUAUUUGACACCUCGCCGUUGCCUUUGGGAACAUUAGCUCGGGA